Messenger RNA from Volvox carteri f. nagariensis, 870 nucleotides. RefSeq lists its product as uncharacterized. Gene Ontology annotation, cellular component: membrane. The coding region runs from base 1 to 870 and encodes 289 amino acids. The transcript has 3 exons. The record is from RefSeq and is a predicted model, not a curated record. Lineage: Eukaryota; Viridiplantae; Chlorophyta; Chlorophyceae; Chlamydomonadales; Volvocaceae. Gene Ontology annotation, biological process: zinc ion transmembrane transport. Gene Ontology annotation, molecular function: zinc ion transmembrane transporter activity.
AUGAUCGACGAACGGGUCCUCAAUGCCCUCCUCCUCACGGGGCUGGGUGCUGCGGGUACCGCUCUGGGAGGACUGAUUGUCGUCUUGCAACCCAAAAUGCAGUUCAAGCGUCUUGGAUACCUGCAGGGCCUGGCUGCGGGCCUUAUGCUCUGCAUCUCUAUGCUGGAUCUGAUGCCGGCAGCUGUGGAGGAAGUUGGUUUCGCGGCUGCCAACGGCUGGUUCUUCGCGGGAGUGGCCUUCUUUGCCGCUGUCGUGCACUUCAUCCCCGAGCCAUCCUCUGAGGGGUUGCAGCUGGACGACGAGGAGGACAAGGCGGCGGCCGCGGCGGCCGGGCGGAAAGCAGCGGAUUCAGCAGGGACGGCGGCGGCGACAUCCAAGAAGAAAGACGACGGUCCGCGGCGCGUGCUCCUCUCCGGCCUCAUCACCGCCAUCGGCAUCGCACUGCACAACUUUCCGGAAGGCGUCGCGGUCUUCCUCGCCUCCAUGAAAUCACACGCCGUGGGCGCAUCCCUGGCCUUCGCCAUCGCCUUGCACAACGUGCCGGAGGGGGUCGCCGUCGCGCUGCCGGUGUACUUCGCCACCGGGAGCCGUACACGCGGUUUCCUGUACGCCGCCACGUCAGGCCUGGCGGAGCCGUUAGCGGUUGUGGUCCUGGCGGUGUUCUUUCCGACCAACCUCGACCGCCAGCUUGUGGAGAAGUUGUUGGCGGCUGUGGGCGGCAUUAUGGCGUUCCUGUCCAUCUCGGAGUUGCUACCUCUGGCAUUCGAGCACGCCGGCCGGCAGCGUGCGGUGAUUUCAUUGUUCCUGGGCAUGGCCAUUAUGUCCGCCAAUUUAUACAUCCUUGACCACUGGCUAGGGCAUGACCACUGA